AUGACCUGCGCCGAGAAAGCCCUGGGCGACUGUCUGCUCCACAGCGAUGUGAUUUUGGCCAUACAGGAUCCCUAUAUGGCCCAGAUAGUAGACGGAACAAAGAACUACGAGUUCAGAAGAUAUCGUCUUAAACCAGAAGUGAAAAGAAUCUGGUUCUAUCGCACGGCGCCACACUCCAGCAUCACUCACGUCUGUGAGACCUUGCUGGCGCAAACACGGAAUCCGAAUGACGUUCCGCUCGAAGAGGAUGGGCUAGGGAAUGCAGAAUUCAACAAUAAACAUGUGGAUUGGAAUGGAUUCGACUUUGCAUAUAAGAUGGUAUCAGUCUAUGAGCUCUUGAGGCCGAUAAGUUUCGAGAUGAUGAAAGAAACAUAUGGAUUUAAGGCGGCACCACGCGGGCUUGUCUAUCUGCCGAAAACAAUCAGAGAUACUGUUGACUGGAAGCAACAGAAGUUGGCACAACAGGCUUUAGGAAGACCAGAUCAAAUAUUACAUAUGAGCAGCACGCUUCUCAGUGCCGGUACUUACCUUCUCACUACUGGAUCUCACUAUCGACAUCUUCUGAAUCCCGCUCAAUGA
Messenger RNA from Penicillium atrosanguineum, 579 nucleotides. RefSeq lists its product as uncharacterized. The transcript has 2 exons. The record is from RefSeq and is a predicted model, not a curated record. NCBI's taxonomy places the organism in Eukaryota, Fungi, Ascomycota, Eurotiomycetes, Eurotiales, Aspergillaceae. The coding region runs from base 1 to 579 and encodes 192 amino acids.